AUGACAGUCCAAUGUCCGCCUCAAACCGACGCUUUUCGAGACCUCUUCCGGAUCUUUGCAAACAGAGAAGAUCGCGUCCUUGAAUUCGAGAUUCUCCCGCCGGCCUUUGGCCCGAUACUCGAAGAUGGCAGCUCUAUUGGAAUUACGAAGAAAUACCUAGUGCAGGCGUUUGUGGUCGCGCGGAGAGUUUUCUUUGACAAUCUGGCAGAUUUUAAGAGUACGGGUGGUGCCACAUUGCUAGAUACAUCGGCAUCGAACUCUGGGGGCGAUGUGUUGGAUAAGAAGCUUGCGAUCGCAUCUGAAAUCAUCCUCCUCUUCGAUUGCGAACACCUGACAGCAUGCAACUGGAGGAAGCGGAGGCUAAGCGCUUUGUUCAGACUGAACCUAGAGGCACUUCUCCGGGCGCUGGACGUCGAACUCUCUCUCAUGACUACGUACCUCUGCUCCCCGCUCCACCGGCACACCAAGUCCCCAACCCUCUGGCAGCACCGUCAAUGGGUUCAAUCGCACCUCGUCCGACUGCGCAAACCUAGCUUCAAUAAAAUCGAGGGACUCUUUCAGACCGAACUAUCCGUUGUCCUUCGAGCCGGGGAACUACAUCCUAGGAACUACUACGCCUUUACACACUUGCGACAGAUCCACCGCAUGCUCUCAGAGUCUGGGGAAGUGGAAGGCGAGAAGUGGAGGUUACAACUAGGGCGGAGCAUCCUAAACUCUGCGUUGGAUUGGUGUCUCGCCCACCCAGCCGAUAUCUCUGGACUGAUGUUCCUGCUUUAUCUGCUAGAUGUAGUGCCUGAUACGACGCUUCGCUCUGAUACUGUGGGCAAAUUAAUCCGGUUCGCGCUCGACAUCGGCUGGGAGGGCGAGAGCAUCUGGACGUUUAUCGAUCUCGCUAUCCGCAAGUUCCAGCUGCUCAAAUUGGUAGACGAUUCACAAUCAUACCCAUGGAGUGUUUUGGGCAUCGCCUCGUCAGCCGGGUCGCAGGGCGAUAGUAAGCCUAUCGUUUCGUGGCGGAUAUGGCUCGAUAGGGCCCGCGUCCACUGGGCGACUGAGCCCAUCCAAAACCACGCAUAA
Molecule: messenger RNA, 1074 nt
Organism: Aspergillus mulundensis
Lineage: Eukaryota; Fungi; Ascomycota; Eurotiomycetes; Eurotiales; Aspergillaceae
Exons: 1
Coding region: 1-1074 (357 amino acids)
Biological process (GO): protein prenylation
Cellular component (GO): cytoplasm
Molecular function (GO): protein prenyltransferase activity
Source: RefSeq, a predicted model, not a curated record